Vollenhovia emeryi is the source of this 2000-nucleotide messenger RNA. Its product is annotated as ornithine decarboxylase 2-like. Gene Ontology annotation, molecular function: ornithine decarboxylase activity. Lineage: Eukaryota; Metazoa; Arthropoda; Insecta; Hymenoptera; Formicidae. The record is from RefSeq and is a predicted model, not a curated record. Gene Ontology annotation, cellular component: cytoplasm. Bases 460 to 1677 code for a protein of 405 amino acids. The transcript has 8 exons.
ACGUGCAGCCGCGUCAGAGUAAAUUACUUCGAAGCAUUAUCUUAAAAAAUGGACCAUAACUGCGUAUAUUCGAGCUGAGACAUGACGACAUGAAUAGAAAUACUAAUUACUGCAAUUGCAGGUAGAACAGACAAAAUAGGUACACAAGAAGCGUUAAAACUGGUUGUAAAAUUACCUAUUUUUCUGUCAUAACGUAUUUGUUACGUAAGUACAUGUAAUUAGUACAUUUUGUAUAUUUUAUUAGUUGCAUAGUCUUGUUGCAUUAAAUAGACCAUAAGUGGGAAAGAACACUAUAAGAAGAUCUCGCUUGCAAUGUGUGGCUUAUUUCCCGUUUUGAAUAUUGCUCCGCUAACAUAGUAGGCAGUUUUGAUAUUUAUAUCCAAUUAGCAACGUUUUAAUUUAUAAAAUACGGUGCCGAAAUCGUUUAUAUUAAAUAUUCCAUUGUGAUAUACGUUUGAAAUGACACGAUUUACUUUCGACGAAAUAAAAAUCUUUGACGAUACAAUGAAUGAUAGAGAUAUCAUAAGCACUACAACUAGCGCAGAAUACGAGGAAACAGCUUUCUAUAUCGUGGACAUUGGUAACAUCAUAAAGAAACAUCAGGAAUGGACCACCAAGUUACCUAGAGUUAUCCCGUACUUCGCAAUUAAAGUUAAUCCGGAUCCAACGGUAAUUAAAGUUCUAGCAGCUUUAAAUGCCUGUUUCGACUGCGCAUCCAAACAAGAAAUAAAGCAAGUGAUGCAGCACGGAGUGCAGGGCGACCGGAUUAUUUUCGCACACCCUACUAAGUAUUCAUCUCACAUAGAAUAUGCAAGGAAAAUGGAUGUCAAGCAAAUGACGGUCGAUAGCGAAAGCGAGUUGUACAAAAUCAAGGAUAUAUUCCCUGAAGCUAAUAUCGUCAUACGUGUGCGCUGCGACGCGAGAAAGACAGCGGUAAAUCUGGGAUUAAAAUUCGGUUCCGAACCGAACGAGGAAACCGUGCGUUUGAUUCAGCUCACGAAAGACCUAGGUUUGAAUUUACACGGCUUUAGCUUCCACGUCGGUAGUCCAUGCGAGGAGCUCGAGGCUUACGCCAGAGGGAUCGCAUUGUGCAAACAAUUAGUUACCAUCUCCAAGACACUCGGGUGCGACAAGGUGCAGUUGAUCGACAUCGGCGGUGGAUUUCCGGGCGAGAGUGGAACGGACGUUGACACGUUUGCCAGUAUUAUCAAUAAGGCGAUAAAGGGUAUCGAUCCUAGCAUAAAGAUUAUCAGCGAACCGGGAAGCUACUACGUAACUUCCAGCUUCACUUUAGUCUCGUAUUUGCAUUCCAAGCGAAUCAUUCCGAAGGACGGAGCAAUGAUGAGAAUGUAUUACAUGAAUUGUGGAGUGUAUCAUUCCUUCAUAGACGACCUGUUGGGCGUGAAGGCUAGGAUCCCACAAUUACUUUCCGAGCCUGCGAGUGAGGAGAAAUUCCUUUCAAGUGUAUGGGGACCGACGGCCGACUCGUUUGAUGUAAUUGCCCAGAAUGUGAUGUUGCCUGAGCUUGAUAUAGGCGAUUGGUUAAUUUGGAGAGAUAUGGGUGCUUAUACAAUAGCUCUAGCCUGUCCAUUCAAUGGAUACCCGAUUCCAAUUGUGAUUCCUGUCAUCAGAAGGAGCCAAUGGGAAAGCUUUAAAGCGCAAAUUAACUCGAUGUAAAAGCUUUUAUUUUCACAAGUCGAACGAACAAUAUAACUCGAUGAAAAUAAUUGAAGGAAUAAAUUCUUAAUAAAAUUUAAACUGUUCCACACAUAGAGUUAACGAGCAUAUUAUAGAUUUAAUUCUAUAUUCUUCAAACAAGUAAGUUGUAAUCCAUAAUGGACGGCUAUCUUUGUGAGAAAAAGUUUUCAGUUCAAUUCUGAAAAUUGGACACUGAUGUAUGACUAAUUAGCAGGUAUGUUAUCUGUAAUGUUUUAGUAUGAAUUAGGCAUUAUUACUAGCCAAAGUGUAGAAAUAUAGAAUGAAAUAAACAAUUGUAUUAA